Messenger RNA from Stereum hirsutum FP-91666 SS1, 1432 nucleotides. RefSeq names its product SWI/SNF complex subunit. The record is from RefSeq and is a predicted model, not a curated record. Gene Ontology annotation, biological process: regulation of transcription by RNA polymerase II. Gene Ontology annotation, cellular component: SWI/SNF complex; nucleus. NCBI's taxonomy places the organism in Eukaryota, Fungi, Basidiomycota, Agaricomycetes, Russulales, Stereaceae. The transcript has 8 exons. The coding region runs from base 69 to 1313 and encodes 414 amino acids.
UUUGCUGGAAUCAGUCGUAAUAUACGCGUAUAUCGUUCUACGGACUCGUAUCUUUGAAGUCUACCACAAUGAAUCCCGUCGACGGUCAAAAGCUUCCCAAGAAGCGCAAGCUUGUAGACCGUAACCUUCCUCCAUCCAUCCUCGCAGACCCCACAUUCGCACUCGACUCCAAAAUGUACCAAGACCUCGUAGAGAUGGAGAAGAAGCUUGACUGGACUAUGAUGCGAAAGCGGACGGAGGUACAGGACGCCUUGGGCAGGACUGCCAGUUCAACAAGAACGCUCCGACUAUUUAUCUCUCACACUGUCUCCGGUCAGGCAUGGCAGACCGCAGAAGCAGGCGGCGAACCCAGUUUCGAGACAGGACAGGGCAUUCCGGCGUGGCAAUUCAAGAUUGAAGGCAGACUACUAGAGCUGCCGAAUCAACGAUCAAGAGACAAGGCUCCGCAUCGAGCUUUCUCUACGUUCAUCAAGCACAUGCGCGUUGAGUUCGACAGAGACGUCACAUUGUACCCCGAUGGAAAUAUCGUUGAAUGGCACCGCGGCGCAACACAUGCACCGCUUGACGGAUUCACAAUCCGACGCAUGGGCGACCAACCCACCAAAGUUCGUAUCCUCCUGCACGUAGAACAUUACCCAGAGCAAUUCAAGGUCCAUCCGGACCUUGGAAGCGUGCUCGGUAUCAAGGAGGACAGCCGUGCUGGUGUCAUUCAGACGCUGUGGAACUACAUCAAAAUCAAUGGGCUGCAGGAUAAAGCGGAUAGGAAACGAAUACAUAUCGAUGCUGCACUGCGACCUAUCUUCCAAGUCGACGCCAUUCCAUUCCAUAUUCUUCCCGACGUCGUCAACCGCUUCCUAGGCCCCCCCGAAGCCAUUACCAUACACUACACGAUCAACCCUCAGCAACCGCCACCAGAACGACCGCAGGCGUUGGAUAUAGAGGUGAAGAUGGAGGAUUUGGCGUUGAAGGCGAAGAUGACGAAUGUGACGGUGGGCGUGCAGAAGGAGGGAGUGAGAGAGAUUAUGCAGAUAGAUGAGAAGAUCGCCCUGCUCGCCCAAUCGCUACACUCAUCGAUCCUCAAGAAACAGUUCAUGCAAGCCUUCGCAGACGACCCGGCCAAAUUCAUCCAGACUUUCCUCGAGUCACAAUCGAGAGACCUGGAAAGUAUCCUGGCCAGUGGACCGAGCGAGGGUGCGUCGGUGCGGACUGAGGAUCUGCACAGAAGCGAUUUUUGGAAGAUGGGCUGGGUGGAGGAGGCGGUUGCUGUCUGGGACGGAAUUCGGCUUGCUGCGAAACCACUGGGCCAGUCUUAGGUUGUCACUCAGAGCGAACUGUGAUUCUGAGAUUGUGUCGUUUUGAUGUUGAAGUUGGACCGAGCGGACGGCACGGACCAGCGAGUAAUUAUUCUUUGUUUUUCUGUACUUGUGCAUCC